Spodoptera litura is the source of this 1189-nucleotide messenger RNA. RefSeq lists its product as uncharacterized. NCBI's taxonomy places the organism in Eukaryota, Metazoa, Arthropoda, Insecta, Lepidoptera, Noctuidae. The record is from RefSeq and is a predicted model, not a curated record.
AACUCGAACAUUUAACUCAGUCUAGCCGCGGCGUUGACACGCGUCAUACGUGAAAUCCGAUCGUACAUUUCCGUACAUAUUUUUCUUUUUUAUCCCAUCAGCAUUCGUAAGGUGUUGUUCAAAAUGAAAUAUUUCGUUGCUUUUGCCGUUUUCGCCUUGGCUUUUGCCGCUGAAGAAAAGAAGGAGGAUGACAAGCCGAAGACCUACAAGAGGCUGAUCCCCGCCGAUGUUUUAAGAGAUUUCCCCGGAAUGUGCUUCGCUUCAACACGUUGCGCGACUGUCGAGCCUGGCAAUACCUGGGACCUGGCUCCCUUCUGUGGACGCAGCACCUGCUACGUCAGCGAGGACCAGCCACCCAGGCUUCUGGAGCUCGUUGAGGACUGUGGACCUCUGCCUCUGGCUAACCCCAAGUGCAAGUUGGACACUGAGAAGACCAACAAGACCGCGCCCUUCCCCGGCUGCUGUCCUAUCUUCACUUGCGAGGAUGGCGUGAAGUUGGAGUACCCUGAGCUCCCCACCCCUCCCCCAGAAGCUGAGAAGAAAGAAGAAGAAAAGAAAGCUUAAGAAGUCAACAGAAGCUAGGGCAUUUUACACCUAUAAACAACACUAAAGUCUGCUACCACAAUGCAAACGUGAUUGGUCGGAUAUCACACGAUAACUCAAAUGCUGGAUUCUCAUUGGCUGGCUGUUCUAACAGUGAUGGGAAAGUAAAAUGCCCGGUGAUACGUUUUUUAACAAACGUAUGAAGAAAAAUUGGUCUCAAAAAAUAUUCCUUUAAUACUUACACCAAAUGUUCUGUUUGACUGGAAUAAGUUUUGACCACGAUAUAUUAAUUUUCUUUGUAAUUUUUUGCUACUUUUAUCUUGCCUUGACGGUAAAAAUUUGACUAAAAAACCUAUGAUUUUUAUCAGUUCUAGUUAAACAGUCGUGCGGAACAUAUUUUCGUGGUUAGUAAGCACAGUUUUUGAUGUGGCCGAGUUACGAAUGAGUUCAAAAGUAUUCUUUUAUUUCCUGCUCUUUAUUAACUUAACAAAUAAAUCUGAUAACGGCCGGUUUAGUCAUUGUCCACAGUAGGAAGUGUAUUCACACUGAAACCAUGACUCAUGAUUGUGAUUUGCGUAGCUGGGAAAAUUUACAGAAAAUAAAAUACACAAAAAAAUAUUUCAUAAAAAUAAAAUACGAUACAAAA